AUGACUCUAAAAAUAUGGUUAGGUGUUUACAAUGUGUGGAGGACAAAGAUAUCAGAUGAGUUCCCCACACUGUCUGAUGACGAGGUGUCCGUGUUAUUCUGUUUUCUGUGUUCUGACUCCGGUCCUCCUGACUUCACUGACACAGAGUGGCUGGACUUGCUUAAUGAGAUACGAUUGAAUGUGUACGAUAAAACUAAUCCUGUAACACGUGAGGAAGCACAGCAGACUCUGGACAGACUGAAGUCACGUGAUUAUCUCUGGGAAGAUAAGGACAAGAUAACAAAGGACACAAAGGAUGAGACAAUGUAUAGGAUAGCAUCAAUAAACAGUGGUAUACCAUUCUCUUGCUGUAGUUAUGACACAGCCAGUGUAUAUCUGAGAUCACGGAGAUAUAACAGAAAACCCAGAGAGAAGUGUGUCAGUAGUCCUGGGUGGGAUGACUUUCUGAUACUCCGUCUACAGAUGAACAUAUUGACUCACGUCACCAUGGAGUACACGGAUAUAUAUGAUGAGAUACACCAGAUAUUGAAUGUCAUAUUUCAAAUACUAAAGGGGUGUGGAGAUAAGCGGAAAGAAUUUCUAAUGGAUCUAAGAAGAGAAGGGGAAACUGUACAUUACAGAGGGAGAUCACAGGACAGUGUAGAUCACGUAACGUGGCUCUGGAGAUACGGGAGACCUGACAUCGUGAGAUCCUGUAUAGGUCUACAUCCACACUUGGACAUUUACAUCAUCGACAACAAAGCUUACAGGAAACCAAGCAAAUAUCAUAAUUAUUCUGAAGACGACAAAAGUUUUCUCUACAGUUUACUGUUGUGUGACAAAUACACUUCUGUUGUAAAUGGAGAUUCAAGUCAAGUCAAGUCAAUGUUGACAAAGAUGCGUGAACGGUAUUUCGAAAAACUCUCUCCAUCUAAUGAUAUUGAUUUAAAACAGCUUCAGCACGAGGUCACUGAAACCCAGAAUGAUGAGGUAACGUUUGUGUCUGACGACAUCAGACAUGACGUCAUGUACGCCUUUGUUACGGAGUGUCUGGUGAAGGACAGUGAUCUUGAGUUUUUCCUGACCACGGCGUCACGUGACGUGAUCUCAGAAUACUGCCGGUCCUGGAGGUAUAAGAGGAGUGAGGGAGAGAGAUGUCUGUAUAUACCGUACAGUCCGGUCAAGAUGUACGACCUCUUCAUAGACAAACUAAAGCUUGACAUCAUCACACACUGUACUGUGUCUGACGGGAGGAUUCAUGAAAGGAUCAGUAAACGUUUAAAUAUACCAGAAGAAGUACUAAGAUGGGAUAUCCAUGCUAGAAGAAGGUUUUUGAAAAACAUCAAGGAAGAAAAUGUGAAAAUGUUUCGCGCUAGGGGAAUGAUAGUUGGAUGUGCGGGCGCAGGAAAAACAACUCUUCUUAGAAAGCUUCACGAAAGGACGAGAAAACAUAAAAAUAGAGCAAGAGCAGAGAAAAGAACUCUUCGUAGAAAGUUUCAAAGAAGAAAUAAAACUGAUAAGGAUAGUACAGGGUCAGAAAACGCAUUUCUUCUGAAACAGCGUCAUAAAGCAGAGGGCACAAAUGAAGAUAAGCCAACUGAAUCAACCGUAGGUCUUGAGGUCCAUGAAGAUCUGUUUGUUAUCGAAGACAGCAAGUUAAAAGGUUACUCUUUGCUCUUCACAUAUAUGUGUAUUUUUAGUUGA
This is a messenger RNA of Saccostrea cuccullata (small rock oyster), 1683 nucleotides long. RefSeq lists its product as uncharacterized. Lineage: Eukaryota; Metazoa; Mollusca; Bivalvia; Ostreida; Ostreidae. Bases 1 to 1683 code for a protein of 560 amino acids. The transcript is spliced from 6 exons. The record is from RefSeq and is a predicted model, not a curated record.